Messenger RNA from Perkinsus marinus ATCC 50983, 1638 nucleotides. RefSeq lists its product as hypothetical. NCBI's taxonomy places the organism in Eukaryota, Perkinsozoa, Perkinsida, Perkinsidae. Bases 1 to 1638 code for a protein of 545 amino acids. The transcript has a single exon. The record is from RefSeq and is a predicted model, not a curated record.
AUGCGCAUCGGCUGCAACGUCUUAACCCUCUGGUCAAUCUUCAAUAUAGUUGUUGCUCGACUUCCUGGGCGUGGCAGUAAUUCUAUCAUCUUUAACUCGCGAAGUAUCGAGGAAUACCUCAACUCCGAGCCUACAAUCAAAACCGAUGGGUCUUCUAGCUCGUCUGCCCAUCCCAUUAUAGACUGGUUCGAGAGCUCUAUAACUCACUUGAAGUCCUGGGCUAAGUCGGAGCUCCUCAGUUGGGCUUUGGAGAUUGCGGAUACUGUUGAUGAUCAUAUUGAGGGUGUUGAUAUGCUUUACAACUUUGUCCCGAGAUAUGUUGCGACCUUGGACAACGACGGGCAGUGGCAUAGCUUCAGUGGCCGCUGCUUCCGAUCCAUCAAGGUACGCUCAACUGAACAACAAAAUGGCACCAUCGUGAUCGAAGCUGACUACCAAGAUGCCUUCUCUCGAACUUGUGCUGAAUAUAUUGUAUACGGUAACGCUGAUGACUUCUCUGCGCGAUAUGAGGAACUGCAUGGCACCAAAAUCUAUACCUGGACUGCUAACAAGGGAAAUAUCUACUUCUUUGAUCUCCGCACUUCGCUGAAAAAUGCAGUUGAAGGCAUCGAUAAAACCGUAGCCUUUUUGCGUGGUCAUGAUCACGCCCUCGACUUCGUUAAACACUUCAUGAACAUCACUUUCGAGAAGCGUACCAACCCUGGUGAAGUUAAGAUAUCUGAGGAAGAUAUUCAUCCUGGUGAUGCCAUUAUGGUCACUUGCAUCGAUGGCCAGAGUACAUCUAUUAUGUGGAGUGGCGGUUCCCUAGCAAGUCAUACUGCGAUGUUCUUGCGUGAGCCCGAGACUCAAAAACUCUACGUUGUUGAAAGCUGGUAUACUGGUGUCCGCAAGCUCACAUUUGAAGAAUAUCUCAAGAACGAUACUGCUCCUUAUAAAAACGCCGUUCACAUUCCUCUGAAGAACGAACUCCGUGACAGCUUCGACAACGAUGCUGCCUGGAAGAAGUUCAUCACCGAGUUCGAGGGCAAUGACUACGGAUUCAAUAACUUCCUCUUCACUAUCGCGGAUACUAUCAAGAGCAAUUAUCCCUGCCUUCCGAUGGAUGACUACCAAACCUGCCUAUCAUGGGAGCUCAUCCAAGUCCUUCUCGGUUUGGUCGAGCGUGUUAGGCCCGAUAUCGCCAACCUGCUUUUCCUCGAGGCCUUAAACCAUCGCAUGAACACAACUGCAUUGAAUGUGAGUGAUCUGCUCAAGAUGGCCGAUGCCAAGCUCAAGGGCGGCUCUGCUGUGCUCCCAACUAUUCCAGAGAAGGACAACUGGACCUACCAUAUCCAUCGUAACGGCCAGGCCGUGAUGGGACCCUCGCGCGUUUGCAGCGCUCUCGUGUGUGAAUUGCUCCGUGCUGGUGGCGCUCUAGGCGACCAUGAGCUCUCCUGUUCUGAGUUCACUCCUUUUGAUAUUUAUAGUAUGGAUAUUUUCACUACUCCUACCCACCAGCUCAAAGGGGACUACGUUAUCAACUUGACCAAACCUGAAGCAUUGCGCCUCGGGCAGAAGUCAGUUACCAGUAAUAUGGCUCAGAGAUGUGGUAGUAUAAUCACCGCGGGUUCUUACUACGUCAGAGAGCCUCAUUGCUAA